GGCCCGCAGUGUCAGAGACCCGAAACAGCAAUAGAGGGCAGGGAGGAAGGGAGGGCCAGCGCCGAGUGUUCUCCGUUCCUCCGCCACUCUUCUCCGCCUUUUCCCCCUUCAUCUCGUUCAGAUCGCGGAGCAGAAGCGAGGCGGCGGCGAGCCGGCGAGGAGACAAUGCCGCCUAAAUCCGACAGCUGCGAAGGGAUCGUCCUUAGCUUCGUCAAUGAGCAAAACAGGCCGUUGAAUUCACAGAAUGUAGCUGAUGCACUACAGAAGUUUAAUCUUAAGAAGACUGCAGUACAAAAGGCACUGGAUGCAUUGGCUGACAGUGGACAGAUUUCCUUCAAGGAGUAUGGCAAGCAGAAAAUUUACAUUGCUCGGCAAGAUCAAUUUGACAUUCCAAAUGGAGAAGAACUUGAGGAGAUGAAGAAAGCAAAUAACAGGUUACAGGAAGAACUCGCUGAACAAAAGAAAGCAGUUAGUGAGGUUGAAUCUGAGGUACGAGGUCUGCAGUCAAACUUGACUUUGGCAGAGAUUAAGUCGAAGGAGGCUAAAUUACAAAGUGAAGUCCAGGAAAUGGAAGAAAAAAUAAAUAAAUUGCAGAGUGGUGUCAUCUUGGUGAAACCUGAGGACAAGAAGAUCAUUGAGGUUUCCUUUUCUGAGAAAGUUAAUCAAUGGAGAAAGCGGAAGAGGAUGUUUAAGGAGCUUUGGGAUAAUAUUACUGAGAAUAGCCCAAAAGAUCAGAAGGAAUUUAAGGAAGAACUUGGUCUCGAGUACGACGAAGAUGUCGGUGUGAACCUUCAGUCUUACACUGACAUGCUGGCAAGUCUCAACAAAAGGCGAAAAAUUUCCCGCUGAUAAUGUAGCAUGAGAUUAUCUCAAGUCAAAAGUAGGUUACAGCAGUUCUACCAGCAAUGCAGUUCAUGGUUCCACAAAUUUAAUGGUUUAUGUAGCCGAGUGUUCCAGAUAGAUGAUGUUGUCCUCAGUUAAUAUAUGUCUUAUGAGUAUUCCAGUGGGUAAAUUCAGGCCUUAGCGAAUUAGUUUAUCCUACCUGUAAUGAGAUUUGAUAUAGCUUUGAACCAGUCGAGUGAAAGCAAAAUUAUACAUUCUCUUCAA
Messenger RNA from Phragmites australis (common reed), 1107 nucleotides. RefSeq names its product homologous-pairing protein 2 homolog. The record is from RefSeq and is a predicted model, not a curated record. Gene Ontology annotation, cellular component: condensed nuclear chromosome; DNA recombinase auxiliary factor complex. The coding region runs from base 166 to 849 and encodes 227 amino acids. The transcript is spliced from 6 exons. Gene Ontology annotation, molecular function: recombinase activator activity; double-stranded DNA binding. Gene Ontology annotation, biological process: meiotic joint molecule formation; meiotic strand invasion involved in reciprocal meiotic recombination; homologous chromosome pairing at meiosis. Lineage: Eukaryota; Viridiplantae; Streptophyta; Magnoliopsida; Poales; Poaceae.